Molecule: messenger RNA, 845 nt
Organism: Prorocentrum cordatum
Lineage: Eukaryota; Dinophyceae; Prorocentrales; Prorocentraceae
Source: the annotation of a GenBank genome assembly
AUGACGAAGUUGCCCCUGCUGGACGUACGGGCGGGGAGCGUGGAGGAGCCGAAGCCCAAGGAGGAGGUGGUGGGGAUGACUUGCGUGCCGCUGCGCAAGUUCUGUUGGCUGCUCGACCUGAUCUGCAUGGUCAAUUGGGAGAGUUCGUGCAGCCCCCACCACCUGAAGUUUCAGAAUGGACUCAGGUCAAAGGUGCAGCGCCUGCAGGAGCGGCUCGCGGAUGCGCAGGCUGCGACGCAGGCGGCGCUGGAGGCGGAGCGAGAGGCGCAGCCGAAGAAGACGGCCGCGGACGAGAUGGCCGCGGCCUUCAAGGCGGAGGACUCGACCUCUCAGAAGCAGCAGGAGCUCGCGGCGGCUGCGGCGGCCGCGCGCGCGGCGGAGGCGCGGGCGCGGGCCGCGGGCGCUCCCCCAAGCAAGGGGCGGCGGGCGGCCCGCGUGCCCCGCCAGGCGGCGGGCCUGCGGGCGCAGGCGUGCCUGGCGUUGGCGGCGCGGCCGAUGGCCGACCGCCCCGUGGUCGGAGCUGGCGGCGCCCGCGGCCCCGCAGCUGAUGGUGAUGCACCGAUGCAUGCUGAUCUACCGGACCCCACUGGCAGUGAUGAGCUUCGCGUGCGCGAGUGUUGUGCUGAACGUCGGCUGCCCGCCCAGUUCGUGGAGCAGUUCGUGCGGCUGCAGAAGCAGAUCUACGAGAUACCCUGGUCGGAGGCGGGGCCCGAUGCGGGGUCUGAUGCUGGUGAUCUUCUGCCUCCUGACGGCGCCGAUGAGCCGGCCGCCCUCAGGAAGCGCUCCCUCGAGGGCGCCAUGGAGCAGUCCGACCAGCACCGCAUGGAAGAGCUCAUGUCCCAGAG